Messenger RNA from Cercopithifilaria johnstoni, 1059 nucleotides. NCBI's taxonomy places the organism in Eukaryota, Metazoa, Nematoda, Chromadorea, Rhabditida, Onchocercidae. The record is from the annotation of a GenBank genome assembly.
AUGAAAACAAUGGAAAGGGAGGGUGCAGGCCGGAGAAGUAUAACAUAUAAAGGCCAUUUCCAGUGGCCAUCUAAAAGCAGCGUGUUAACAACACCGGAACGGAAGCGUUCAAGACGUUCUACGAGUUUCGCAGAUUCCGGUUUAGGAUCAUCAAUAUUCGGUUCACCUCCCUCAAAAUCAGUCAGUCUGUCGGAUACUGCUCCCACGUUAAGGACACCAACUAGGAAAAAGUCACCGAGUACGAAUUCACCUUCCUCACAAUCACCAUUAAAGUCUUUUCUCCAUGUAUCUGCGUUUAGUGAUGCCUUCUGUCCACCAGAGAAUUGUUCGCCUCCAUCGAAGUUUCGUCUAUCGGAUCCUGGCAAAGCUGUUGAAUACAGAUUUAGUGGGACAAGUGUACCGGAAAAUGAAAUACCUAUCAAUAUGGCGGACGAUGCACUAAGUGGAGCGAUACCGUCUACCUCCUUCAAAGACUCCUCUUUUCGGUCACCAGUUGAUGAUGAAAAUGAUGACAUCGUGGCAGACUCCGCUGUUUUAUAUGGAAUGGUGGAAACGCCCAGUAAAGGGUUUAAAAACGAAAUGAAUAUGGCUGCAAACUUCAUUGACGAUAACUUUUCGUUGCUUACGUCAGCUUCAUUGCAUAUCAGUUCAAAUGAUGACAUUUCAAGGAGUCAUGCUUUCGUUUCUUCACAUUAUACCAUUCCUGAACAAGCAAAUGGUCCGCUGGAAAGCAGUUUAUGUGAGCCAGUUGAUCAGUUCAGACUGCACAACGCUAGCUUCUUAUCUUCUGUAACAAGCACUGACACCGAGGCUACAGUUUUACCAGUAACGAGGAUAAGUCAAGUAGAGAAGGCAAGCAUAUCGCUACGAAGGAUUGAACAGUUCUACCCCAGGUUUAUAAGUAAUUCAUCAUCUGCAAAUUCAAAUCGGAUGUGUCUUCGUGAAACCAACUACAAUAACAGGCCAUUCAGACCACCAACAAAAGCGCUGAAAGUGAUAGAAAUGACUCGAAUGGCGAAAUUUUUCCUGGACGGUGGUCAGAUAAUUUUCCCACAAUGA